Messenger RNA from Rubroshorea leprosula, 814 nucleotides. The record is from the annotation of a GenBank genome assembly. Lineage: Eukaryota; Viridiplantae; Streptophyta; Magnoliopsida; Malvales; Dipterocarpaceae.
AAAGAAAGGAAAAAAAACAGACAUGAAGAAGUAGAGAAAUCCAAUUUUAUUUAUUUGCUGCAAACUUUAAAAUACAAGAUUUCUUCCUUCCUUUGCUUCACACUCUCUCUGUUGGCUCUCAGAUUUCUUUCCCCCUUUCUCUCAAUUUUUUGAAUGCCCCCUUAUAAAGCUGAAGGCCCCUUUUUAUACAGAAAUGAAGAGAGCUCAAAUCCCUUUCUAAUUCUAAAUCCUAAUCCAAAUCCCUAUAAUUACAAAUGAUAAUCUAGUCCUAUUCGAAAUUGGGAUUCUAAAACUAGCUCAGUUCUUUACACAUCUUCACUCUUUCAAGGUUAGAUUCAUACCUCUUGAAAAUCAGGACUCCCAAUUGGAAUCGACUUUGAAAUCUUCUUCUGUGAUUUCAGAUAUUUCUUUAUAGUAUUUUAUCCAAAAUCAAGUAGAUGUAGGGAUAAGCCGAAGGAAUUUGGGAAUUUUGGGAAUUUUGGGAGAGUGACUAGUGGCAAAAGGAAGAAGAAUCGUGAAAGUGAGGGCUAGGGUUCAUCUGAACCCAACUCCCUUUUUAUUUUUUCAACCUUCAAGCAAAAUGAUAUCAUCUCCUCCGUCAUUGCCCUCCUUCUCUUCCUCAUCUCGUCUAUUGCUGCCCUUCUUCUCUUACUUCACCGAACAAAAGCAGCAACAGAAAUCAGAGAUUCAGAAUCUUCCUCAUCCUUCAUUAAACAACAGCUGCCUUCUACUCCUCAUCUCCUCUACUGCUACCUUCUUCUCCUGCUUCACUGACCAGAAGCACCAGUAGCAGAAGUAAAAUUCACUAAAAAUG